Molecule: messenger RNA, 1485 nt
Organism: Eucalyptus grandis
Lineage: Eukaryota; Viridiplantae; Streptophyta; Magnoliopsida; Myrtales; Myrtaceae
Product: serine/threonine-protein phosphatase BSL1
Molecular function (GO): hydrolase activity
Source: RefSeq, a predicted model, not a curated record
AUGGGCUUUGCUGGCAGGGAGAAUUCGGUGGAACUGCUGCAGGGAUCUUCGUUGGCGUUGCAGGGUUUCUUCAACGCUUCAGUAGCUUGGGUCUUCGUGGAGAAAUUGAUGACCGGUUGCUAUAGACGUGGCCAAAGCAGGAGGGAUACAGGCGUGCGGAUUGAUGGUGGGCGACAAGAGCUAGUGAAGCAGGGCGUUCGUGGAGCUGAGGAAGACACGCGGAGGAGGCUUUGCUGGGCUGGACUUCAACCGAAAGAAAUCAAGCAGAAGCUGAGACCGCAGAGUCAAAAUGAAAAGGAUCCGUGCGCGAGGAAGAAGAUAAGAGAGAGGGUUGUGAUGAGAGAUAUGCUGCUUGAUGAUCGUUUGGUCAUCAAAAAUUCGCUGUUCCAGUUGGAUAGCGAUUCUCCCAUGUUAACAUCGGAGAGAGCCUCACUUGUCAAUGGUCCAAAAUUAAAUGCGUCUAGAGCUGUUCCUGCAACAUCUCCAACUUCAAAUAGUGCACGAGAUAAUUCAUCUGGUGGCAUGGGCAUGGACAAAAACUCGAUGGAAAAACUUAGGGAGGCUUCAACUACUUAAGCUGAGGUGGCUAAUGCUGUCUGGCAAGCUGUUCAAUCGACAUCUUCUGUCCCUGUGGAAGAAACAUCAGUAUCAGAUGAAAACUCUCUAGCAACUGAAACUGCUUCAGAUGGUAGUGACACUAAGGGAGACGUUCGUCUUCAUCCUAGAGCUGUGGUAGUUGCUAAGGAGGCUGUAGGUAACCUUGGUGGAAUGGUAAGACAGCUAUCACUGGAUCCAUGAAAAAAUGAGAGCAGACGGAUGGUUCUGAUGAAUAAUGACCUGUCAUAUCCUACAAAAAAGUUCACCAGACAGAAAUCUCCUCAAGGCUUGCAUAAGAAGAUUAUAUCCACUUUGCUUCAGCCUCGAAAUUGCAAAGCUCCUGCUAAUAGGAAGUUUUUCCUGGAUUCUUACAAAGUUGGGGAGAUCUGUUAUGUUGCAGAACAGCUUUUCAUGCAUGAGCCAAUAGUUCUUCAGUUAAAAGCUCCAGUUAAAGAAUUCGGUGACCUACAUGGUCAAUUUGGCGAUCUCAUGCGUUUGUUCGAUGAAUAUGGUUUUCCUUCCACUGCAGGAGAUAUAAGCUAUAUUGAGUAUUUGUUUUUGGGAGAUUACAUUGAUCGGGGACAGCACAGUUUGGAGACUAUAACUUUGCUUCUUGCUCUUAAGAUUGAAUACCCAGAAAAUGUUCACUUGAUACGAGGAAACCACGAGGCAGCUGACAUAAAUGCAUUCUUCGGUUUUCGUCUUGGAAGCAUUGAGCGAAGGGCAGAGAAUGAUGGAAUAUGGGCAUGGACACGUUUUGAUCAACUUUUCAACUAUCUUCCGCUUGCUCUCAUAGAGGAAAAGAUAAUCUGUAUGCAUGGUGGCAUAGGAAGCUCAACAUUCAAAGACCACCGACACCUACCAGGGGUCGCCCACAGCCCGACAUAG